Thecamonas trahens ATCC 50062 is the source of this 1627-nucleotide messenger RNA. RefSeq lists its product as uncharacterized. Bases 66 to 1610 code for a protein of 514 amino acids. The transcript has 2 exons. NCBI's taxonomy places the organism in Eukaryota, Apusomonadida, Apusomonadidae. The record is from RefSeq and is a predicted model, not a curated record. Gene Ontology annotation, cellular component: centrosome; spindle pole.
ACCCCACCCAUCCAACCCACCACCCCACAUCGAGACACACGGCACACGUGUCCCAUUUGUACCCCAUGGCCGACUCGCCUCCAUCCACAGAGGAUGAGGUCGUGGCACUGCUCAACAAGCUCUGCCAGCGGGCAGGUAUGCCGGCUUCGGUGACAUCGUCCAAUCAGGGCACACCUCUUCUUUUUGCCACCUUUCUAGAGGCCAUGCUGGCAGUUCCUCUGCCUGGCCUGGUGAGGGCGCCGGCGACGAUGGCAGACGCCGAGGCCAACGCCAACAUCGUCAUCGGCAUUCUCCGCAAAGCAGUCGACCUGCCGCUGAACCAGCUGAGCGUGGAAGCGCUUGCACGAUGCGAGGUUGGCGCAGUCGGCAAGACGGCAGACAUUACCGCCUCACUGUGGGACAUUCUGGCCGCAGCCGAGUCACUGCAGGAGCAGUCAGCGACGAGCUCGGAGCUUGGCCCGCUGCUCGACAGCGUAGAGCCGGAGAAGCCGAUUGCGCGUGGCGGGCCAAUUCACCCGUCGAUUCAGGCUGACGUUGCUGCGCACGACGAGCUUGCAAUCGCUGCAUCACGCGACGCAACAGCGGCAGCCAUCGACGCCGCCGAGGCUGCGCAGCAGCGAGCGCACACGCUCCGCCAGUUUGAGGCCUUCCUCAUCAAGUCGCAGGGCGAGGGCGCACUGCGCAAGCUCGAGGCUGCGGCGCUGGACGGCAAGCCGCGCCGGGUGCGGUCGUCCAAACAACGGGUCCGCAAGUCGCCACGCAAGGCAGCGCGCCGGGACGAGCUGUCGGGCGCUGGAAAGCUGGCGUCCGCCGUGGGCGCACGCCAGCACGCAGGCCUGGCGGGUGCUGACGCGCUCGCCGACGAUGCAGACAUGGUCAUCUCGCCCGAGCUGCUACAGGCGCUCGGCGUGGGCCCGCGGCUCUCCAAGCACUUUAUGAAGCAGCAGGUGGCUCAGUGGGAGCGGCUGGCCAAGACCAACACGGCGAAGUACAACCGAAACAUUGGUCUGGAGGACAUGAUUGCGCGCCAACAGGCGUACUACAAGCUGCUGGAGAAGGAGGCGCGGGUGGAGAAACAACAGCGGGCCAAGCGGCGCACCGCCAAGGCCAAGGCCGCUGUCCGGCGCACGGCCUACGAGCGGCGGCGCAAGCGGGCGGUUCUCCGCAAGCACGCCUCGGAAGAGAUGCGUGCCAUCGAGUCGCGCGCGCUUCGCCGACGCGACAACGAAGAGGUCAUGUACCGCAAGCUGUUUGACAAGUGCCUUGCGCUACAGCGCACCCGGCUUCGCGAAGAGCAGCGCGCCAUUCGUGAGGAGCAGCGCGAGGCCGCUGCCAUCCUCAACGAGCGCAAGUCGAACCUCGCUCGCUAUCACGCCGAGCAGAUGGCCAUGGUCAAGGAGCAGGUCAAGAUUGAGUCGUACAACCGCCGCGUCGCCGAGCGCGCCCAGGAGGUGGCGCUUGACAAGCUCGAGCACGCCAUGAAGGACUCACUCGCUGCUCAGCUGGAGCAGCUGAGGGCCCAGAUCGACGCCAACGACCGACUGUUUUACGAAGAGUUCCCCGCUGCAACCGAGGAGCGCCUUGCCCGCAUUGCUGCUGUCUCGAGAUAAAAGGCGUCUGUCGCGUU